AUGACCAACACGACCUACAACACGUGUUGCAUGUGCGGCAAGGAAACAAAGACCCGUUGUCCCAGAUGUGCGGCGGAAGGGAUCGACGUCUUCUUCUGCUCGACCGACCACCAGAAGCUUGCUUGGUCGACUCACAAGCUCGUCUGCGGAUCCAAGUCCAACCCCUUCACCCUUCCGCCCUUGACAGACGAAGAAGCCGACUUUGUCUGGACCCAUCGUCGAUUCGCCUCGGAGCAGAUUGCCAUGAUUACGAUGGGAGCACUCCCUGCGACGCCACUCAAGCUGUUGGAGGAGCGAUGCGCCGUUAAGGAGGAUGGGAUGCGCGACGUGCUAUCCGCUCUCUCUCGCGACGAACCCGCUUCGCAAGACAUCGAGGCACAGCGUUUCGAGCUCUUGCGCACGUUGCGAGUCUACAUCUUCUGCCAGCAGGGCGAGCUCCUCCAUCAGCGCCGCAUCGCCAUGGGAGACGCCUACACUCGUCCCAACGAGACGACUGCGCCUAUCCAGAGCCUCUCCAUCAAGCUGAUGGCGUCCGAAUGGCAGCAAUUGUCGGAAGGCGAGCGGAAGAAGAGGUGGUUCUCCGAGUUGUCGCACCGCCUGCUGGCGUACGGGAUCUAUGCGCGCGUAAAUGAGGGAGAUUUGUCAGCGCAGCAGGUGCGCGACAUCCUGGGCAUGUUGGCCGCGUUGCGGCGGUACAUCCGGAGCGAGAGAGGCGUUCCUAUUAGCGUCGGCGGGAGGACGGCGCUUGUUGCUGAGACGGAGCGUUGGGUUAUGCGCAUGCAGGCGAACAUGCAGGCGCGACUUGAGGAGCUGUCAUGA
This is a messenger RNA of Rhodotorula toruloides NP11, 819 nucleotides long. RefSeq names its product zinc finger, MYND-type protein. Bases 1 to 819 code for a protein of 272 amino acids. The record is from RefSeq and is a predicted model, not a curated record. The transcript has 3 exons. NCBI's taxonomy places the organism in Eukaryota, Fungi, Basidiomycota, Microbotryomycetes, Sporidiobolales, Sporidiobolaceae.